AUGUCCGAGCCCCAGGUCUGGUUCGUCACAGGAUGCUCCUCCGGGAUUGGACGAGAGGUCGUACUCGCUGCCCUCAAUGCUGGGCAUAGGGUCAUUGCGACCGCACGUAAGCCAGAGGCUUUGGCAGACCUAGUGGAUAAGGGUGCACAUGGUCUGGGACUCGAUGUCUCUGGGUCAUCCGCCGAGCUUGCGAAGGGUGUAGAGCCGGCACUCGCUGUCUAUGGGCGCAUUGACGUGCUAGUCAAUAAUGCGGCUCAGAUCAUGUUGGGCGCCAUCGAAGAGACAAGUGAAGAAGAGGUCCAGAAGAUAUUCCAAGUCAAUCUAUUCGGACCUCUUAAUCUUAUUCGCCUCAUUCUUCCGCAUAUGCGUGAGCGGAAGUCCGGUACCAUCGUAAAUGUAGGAUCUCAAGGAGGAACCUUGGGCUUCACUGGAAUGUCCUCCUAUUGCGGAACCAAGUUCGCUCUGACUGGCUACACGGAGAUAUUGGAUGCCGAAGUGAAGCAUCUCGGUAUCAGAGCCGUCUAUCUCGAACUUGGCAACUUCAGGACAGACAUCCUUGACCCGAAAGUGAAGAUGCUUCGCGCGUCUCGCUCGAUCCCUGACUAUCACACUCCUGACUCCGCUCUGACCGCUGGCGAAGCUUAUAUUCAGGCAACCAGUGGAAACCAGCCUGGCGACGCGAAGAAGGCUGGCGAAGUCAUCGUGCGGAUAUGCUCCGGGAAGGAUGAGAGGGGGAUCCCAGAGCGCCUGCCUCUGGGCACCGAUGCGGUUGCGAAUGGGAAGGCGAAAUUUCGCAGUCUCCUGGAAAAUAUCGAGAAAUGGGAAGAUAUAUCGAGGAGCACAGAUUUCUGAUGAUGUUGAUAGGAUAAAAUGCAACUCAAAGAAGAUUUUCCUGGGGAGGCCCAAGAAUGUGG
This is a messenger RNA of Gloeophyllum trabeum ATCC 11539, 914 nucleotides long. RefSeq names its product NAD P-binding protein. The record is from RefSeq and is a predicted model, not a curated record. Lineage: Eukaryota; Fungi; Basidiomycota; Agaricomycetes; Gloeophyllales; Gloeophyllaceae. Bases 1 to 852 code for a protein of 283 amino acids. The transcript is spliced from 7 exons.